Messenger RNA from Alternaria ethzedia, 906 nucleotides. RefSeq lists its product as uncharacterized. The transcript has a single exon. Bases 1 to 906 code for a protein of 301 amino acids. The record is from RefSeq and is a predicted model, not a curated record. Lineage: Eukaryota; Fungi; Ascomycota; Dothideomycetes; Pleosporales; Pleosporaceae.
AUGUCUACCAAACCACCACUCAACAAGUCUUCCCCAAUUUACUGGAUCCUCGACUGGGAUGGCACCAUCACCAAGAAAGAUACACUAGAUGCCCUCGUCAACAUAUCCGCCGCCACAAAACCAAACUUCCCUACCCAUGACCACUGGAACAGUGUAUCGAAGGCAUACAUGGACGACUACACGGCUACCCUGGCCCAACUCGCUCCUAAUGGUACACUACCCAGCACAGUCUCGGCAGAGAAACACCUCCUCGCCCAAAUGAGAGCUGUGGAACAACGCAGUCUUGAUCGCGUAUCUUCUUCCGGUAUUUUUGCUGGCUUGACAAGAGAUGCGAUCGACGCCGGCGCAAAACAAGCUGUACAUUCACGUGCUGUAGAGCUACGAACUGGGUUCGAGGGUUUCUUCAGACAUAUCCAGCACGACCGCAAGAAGGAUGGAUUCAUGCUUCUCAGUGUCAACUGGUCUCGCACAUUCAUCCAGUCUUGCCUGGGUGCAGCGGAUAUCGUUGAUGUGCCUACCUCUUCCGUCAUGGCGAAUGAACUGGAUAACAUUGAGGCUGGAGAGCCAUCCACCGGUAUAAUCAUCUCGACUAUCCAUGAUGACGCACGUAUCAUCAUGUCGAGCGGCGAUAAGCUGGAGAAGAUGAAGCACAUCCAAUUCAAAGGCCAAACCGUGUACGUGGGUGAUAGCUGGACAGACAUCGAAUGCUUGCUCGCAGCUGACUUGGGGAUUUGUAUCCGAGAUGAACCCAUGGGGAGCUCACAAAGGAAACUCGCAGAAUCGUUGACGAGGCUGGGGGUCUCAUGUCUGCAUUUGAGCGACUACAAAGAGGCUGAUGAGUGGGGAGUUGUAUGGGCGAGAGACUUUGUGGAGAUUCAAGAUUGGAUUGCUAGCAAGUCAACGUAG